GCAGCAGCAGCAGCAGCAGCAGCAGCAGCAGCAGCAGCAGCAGCAGCAGCAGCAGCAGCAAGUACCUGUGGAUGUAGUCUUUGGAGCUGAGGGGCACAUCGAAGUUAAGGACAAAAUCGACUGCAGGAAUAUCGAGGCCUCUGCUGCCAACUUCUCAUGGAAGAGGCAGCAGCAGCAGCAGCAGCAGCAGCAGCAACAAAGAGGCGCCAGCAGCAACAAGUACAACAAAAAUGCAGCAGAAGCAGCAACAGCAGCAGCAAAAACAGCAGCAACAGCAGCAGCAACUACCAGCUCUGAACUUCGAGAGGGCUCCAAUCCGCUGCGGCUGCGUCAUUUGGCCGUGGAGGCAAACCUGCAGCACAGCAGCAGCAAAUAG
Eimeria necatrix is the source of this 376-nucleotide messenger RNA. RefSeq lists its product as hypothetical. Lineage: Eukaryota; Apicomplexa; Conoidasida; Eucoccidiorida; Eimeriidae. The transcript has 2 exons. The record is from RefSeq and is a predicted model, not a curated record. The annotation marks the transcript as partial.